UGUUGGCUCGGCCGCCGAAAGAAAGGCGAACGGGUGAAGGCGGAGAGAAGCUGAAGAGGGACGCCACGGCACCGCAGGCACACCGGCGAAGCCACGGUCACAGCGGCUCUUCACACAGGACGAUAGCGUCAGGAGCGCAGGACAUCCCCGAGGGGGGAGGGCAACCCGCUAUCCGAAGAAGAGGAGGUGAAGGAAGGGGGGAGACAGUUACUCUGAAAACUACCGUGAGGAUUACAGAGAGCCACCGUCACAGCAGCUUUCACCCUGAGAGUGCCAGAAGAUCUUUCUUAUUUGCAAGACGAUACACUGGCUGAUCUCCAGAAGAUGGUAUGCUGAUGUCCUGAGCUGAGGGAGCCUUAACUUCAUUCCCCACUCGCCUUUGUUAUUCCACACCUGGUCUGCUCUCCAUCAGUCACCAACACCAACAGCUACCACCAACACCUUCACAUUUUCCCCACCCCCUUUUGUCCAGCCGGUCGUCACCAUGACGUCGGAGCUGGAAAGCAGCCUGACCUCCAUGGAUUGGCUCCCUCAGCUAACCAUGCAGGCGGCCAUUCGCAAGGCUGAUGCCCAGAAUGCCCACGGGCCCGGCAUGGGAAAGAAGAGCGCCCUGCUCGAUCCCAACACCACGCUGGACCAGGAGGAGGUGCAGCAGCACAAGGAUGGCAAGCCGCCCUACAGCUACGCCAGCCUUAUCACGUUUGCUAUCAACAGCUCGCCAAAGAAGAAGAUGACACUGAGCGAGAUCUACCAGUGGAUCUGUGAUAACUUUCCCUACUACAGGGAGGCGGGCAGUGGCUGGAAGAACUCAAUACGGCACAAUCUGUCAUUGAACAAGUGUUUUCUCAAAGUGCCUCGCUCCAAAGAUGACCCAGGAAAGGGCUCUUACUGGGCCAUCGACACCAACCCAAAAGAGGAUGCUUUGCCUACACGGCCAAAGAAGAGGCCGCGGUCUGGAGAGCGGGCUUCCACGCCGUACAGCCUAGAGUCAGAGUCUUUGGGGAUGGAGUGUAUGAUCUCUGGAAGUGCCUCUCCAACGCUGGCAAUCAACACUGUGACUAACAAGGUGGCGUUGUACAACACAGACCAGGAAGGGAGUGAUAGUCCAAGAAGCAGCCUUAACAACAGCCUGUCUGAUCAGAGUCUGGCCUCCGUCAAUCUCAACAGCGUGGGCAGUGUGCACAGCUAUACAGCGGUGACCGGUCACCCAGAGCCUGUGUCCCAGUCUAUGAGCCUCCAGCAGCCUCCCCAGUCCCAGUAUAACAUGCCAGACAGGGACAAGCAGCUCUUGUUCUCAGAAUUUGAAGAUCUCAGUGCCUCCUUCCGCAGCCUUUACAAGUCUGUUUUUGAGCAGUCCUUCAGCCAACAAGGUCUGAUGGGCAUACCGGCAGAUUCCUCCCAGCAGACCCACACUUCCUGCUCCUAUCAGCACUCCCCCAGUGGCACCAUUAGCUCUCAGAACAGCCUCUCAAACAACCAGUCUAACAGCCACCCUAACAGCCACUCCACCAACAGUGGUCAGGUCCCCCUGUCCCAUCCUGCCCAAGCCCACCCUGGCCACGGCUCGCCCCAUGCGCAGCACCUCUCGCAGCACGGGGGCCCUCACAACCAACACAGCCAACACGCCCAGCACAGCCAACACAGUCAGCACCCACAGCACCAACAGCACUCCCAGCAUCCCCAGCAUGCUGCGCACUCCCAGCACGGGCAGCAUCCAUCGCAGCACCAGUCCCACAGCCAGCACCCGCAGCAACACACGCCACACCCCUCUCAACACACACAGCACAGCCAGCACCCUUCUCAACAUGGACAGCAGCACCAGAGCCUCUCCCACCAGCCCCAUCCUACCCAGCAACAAAUGGCCUGCAACACAGGUUUACUGUCUGACUGGUACCCAAAUCUGGAUGCACUGAAAGAAAGCUGUCGUAUUGCUAGCAGCUAUAACUGGGCUGAUGUCGACCUUUCACCUUACCAAGGACUGAGAGAGAGCAUGAGACAAGCAGAGUUGAACAACUGGUCUCUGGAACCCACCCAAAUCGCAGACCUCUGCUCAUCCAUCAACCAGUUUUUUGCCCGCACUGGUGUGAUCCAGCCACAGGGGGAAGUGCAGCCUCCCGUUUGCCAUGGCUCCAUGCACACCAACAAACCCAGCCAGCACCUCAACGCAGCAGGAAACCUGUACAUGGACUCCAGACAAAGUAUGUCCAUGAUGGUUCCUCCAGCAUAUCCCCACAUGCCCCCCAUGAGCAGUGCAGGACCCACUAUGACAGGACACCAUGCACAGAUGAACCAGCAGCACAUGAUACCUGCCAGAAACUUCCAGAUGCAUCGCAUGCAAGCUGACGAUAUCCAGGAUGAUUUUGAUUGGGACUCCAUUGUCUAGCUGCUAAAACUGCUUCUCGCAAAUACACAGGAGCGAAGGGAGGAGAUGGAAGCCAGGCUGAGCUGAAAAGGCCGCAGGUGGAGGAGGCCAAUGUGGGUGGACUGCAGAAGAACAUUUGAGAAGCUUUGGUGGAGAGACGCAGAAUUCAGACUUCAGAGUCCUGACAGUUUAAAACAAAAACAAAAAAAUAAAAGCAAAACAUAACUAGAAAAUGUUACUUUGAAGACAAUCAUAUUUAGUCGGACAUUUUAAAGUGAUUGCUUACAAACUUGUGUAGAAGCAAGUUGAACACAUUCACGUCUGAACCACGUGUUCCUCAGCCAGCCCUCUCCCCGUCCCUAGCGAGCGGCCUUCCAAAGUCCGAGCCCCCUCUCCCCUCCCUCCUCCCCUCCUCCAGCCUCCUGCUCCGUAACCGUUAUGUGAUUUGAGCGGCGUGUUCAGCUUGUAAUUCUUCUCGUGUUGACCUUGGCCUCAGCUGCCUCUUGGAUGAGUUUCUCUCUUUAUUUUUUCUUUUUAAAUUGUUAUUUUCUUCUUCUCCUUUUCUUUUUUUUUUAAAUGAAACACAAGCCGUCGCUGUGAGUGAUGUCAUGGUGUUUGUUGGUCACUUUUCGGAGAAAGUUGUCCCGCUGUGGCUGAAUCAGUGGUUAAAGAUAGGUUUACAAAAAACAAACAAACACAGGGUUUAAAAUGUGUAACCAGGCUUGAUGUUAAACAAACCAGAAUAGAAAACAAGAGGGAGAUCACGGAAAGUGUCGUGAUUUUUUUUAUUUUUUAAUGUUUUUGUUUGUUUGUUUUGUUUUUUAAAGCCAGCCAAUGUGAUCAGUCUCACUGCAUUAGACGAGUUAUGGGAGUACAGCAACUGUCUUUCUUUAUUUCUCUGUCCUAAGCACUUCAAGAUGAAUGAAUGAGUGGAAGAUGAUAGCAGAGAGAAGUCAGAUAUUAGUCAUUUUAAAAUUCAUUCAGCUCAGAGUUGAUUUAAGCUCUCCGUUUGCAUCAUGUUUGUUCAUAUUUGGCUCUUCCAUUCUCAUUAAACAAGUUUUAGGCUUAAAGUUUGAACAGCAGCUUUCAGGCCAACUUAUUACUGAACAUUAACGGUAACAAUAUUUGCAUGUUGGUCAAACAAGGAGCUGCAUACAGUAAUGUUUAAGAUGUGUGAACUCUAAAGUGUCCUGUUCAGUUAAAAAAAAACAUAGGGGGGGGGACUGAAAUGUCCAUUACUUAUAUUUUGUAAACAAGACAUAAGCUGAAGUCUUUAAACGAAACACUUCUACUGUGGAGGAUUUAAUUGUUAAUUUUCUUCCUGAGAGUUAAUUGAGUGUUACCUUAAUGUAAGGGAAUACAAGGAAAAUAUUAGUCCAGUUUCAAAGGUACUAAAUCGGUCGCGCUAUCAUCAUCACUUUAUUACCUUGAAAUUUUUGCUAUUUGCUCAGAUUGAGUGUGAGUUUUUUCUCUCUUAGCAGGUUGUGAUCGAGGGUUAUGACCUGAUAAUGAGCGACUGGCAGAUCAGUUUUUUUCUUUUGGAGAGAGCUGGGCUGCAGUCGCACAAGCCUAAAGACCGGUCGGAAACUCCCUGGUAACCACCAGUCACUAAGGAAAAAUACAUUUUUGCUAGGGGAAAUCAGCCACAAAUAUGAGUGCUGUGCUGUGCAGAAAACCUGCUUGUGAUUGCUUUUAUCACCAGCCGUGAUCGCCUGCUGUUUGCACGGAAGACGCCAAGUACUCACUAAGUGUGCGAUGGAAACCAGAAAUGAAGACCAUUUGCUUUCAUAGUUAAAGUCUUUUGAAAUAUGUUUGUUGGGUCUGUAAGGCACAAUUUCUGAGUGUUCACAGAUACCGCAAAGGCUCUCAACUUGUUUGUUGGCGUCUUCCAUGCAAACUACGGGCGACCACGGCAAUCUGAUAACAACCACAGCAAUGCUUUUUGGUGGUUUUUGGCGGAGCACCCUCUUUGCAACUGGUUUCACC
Molecule: messenger RNA, 4348 nt
Organism: Pundamilia nyererei
Lineage: Eukaryota; Metazoa; Chordata; Actinopteri; Cichliformes; Cichlidae
Gene: foxj3
Product: forkhead box J3
Exons: 13
Coding region: 485-2383 (632 amino acids)
Biological process (GO): regulation of transcription by RNA polymerase II
Cellular component (GO): nucleus
Molecular function (GO): RNA polymerase II cis-regulatory region sequence-specific DNA binding; DNA-binding transcription factor activity, RNA polymerase II-specific
Source: RefSeq, a predicted model, not a curated record